AUGAGCCAGGAACAACCACGAAGGCCAGAGGCCGUCAAGUACGGUGAUCUUUUUCAAGUUUCCGAUGAAUUAGCAUCCAAACCUAUAGCUCCACAAGAUGCCGCCACCAUGCAAGCAGCCGAAAAUAUCGCACUUGGGGAGACUAAGAAGGGUGGUCCAGCUGCCGUCAUGCAAUCAGCCGCCGACGUGAACGAGCGGCUCGGCGCCGUUGGCCAUUACGAUAUGACCAACGUUGUUAGGGAGCAGGGAGCCACCAUAUCCGAAGCUGAAGUCUGUGGGUACCGCAUGGUCACUGAAUCUGUCGGAGGAGAGGUUUUGGGACAGUACCAACGACCAACAGAUGUGAAAAUGAUCCAUCCGGGGGCGGCGCUGGACCCGGAUGCGAUUACUGUAGGAGAAGCACUGGAGGCGGCUGCUCUAUCAGCUGGGAACAAGCCAAUUGAUGAAAGUGACGCUGCCGCAAUACAAGCGGCCGAGACUAGUGCAACCGGGCUCGGCCAUGUUGUGUCUGGUGGUGUAGGAGCAGAAGCUCAGUCCGCCGCGGCGUAUAAUAUUCGAACCACCAGGAAUGAGCAGAAAACCAAGCUUGGCGAUGUUUUGGCAGAUGCAACUGAGAAACUUGUUGAUGACAAGCCGGUGACGAGGGAAGAUGCUGAAGGGGUAAUUAACGCAGAAAUUAGGAACAACCCGGACCUGGCUACGCAUCCAGGUGGUGUCUCCGCCUCUAUGGCGGCUGCUGCAAGGCUUAAUCAAGAGCAGUGA
Messenger RNA from Fraxinus pennsylvanica, 762 nucleotides. The record is from the annotation of a GenBank genome assembly. Lineage: Eukaryota; Viridiplantae; Streptophyta; Magnoliopsida; Lamiales; Oleaceae.